This is a messenger RNA of Musca vetustissima, 2235 nucleotides long. RefSeq names its product lamin-B receptor (gene LBR). Gene Ontology annotation, cellular component: endoplasmic reticulum membrane; nuclear inner membrane. The transcript is spliced from 2 exons. Gene Ontology annotation, biological process: sterol biosynthetic process. The coding region runs from base 1 to 2235 and encodes 744 amino acids. Gene Ontology annotation, molecular function: oxidoreductase activity, acting on the CH-CH group of donors, NAD or NADP as acceptor. NCBI's taxonomy places the organism in Eukaryota, Metazoa, Arthropoda, Insecta, Diptera, Muscidae. The record is from RefSeq and is a predicted model, not a curated record.
AUGGAUGUGCCGCGACGUUUAACACGAGGACGAGGACCUAAGGCGUCUGAAACAACAGCUCCCAUAUCAUCUACCAGACCAUCGAGGGCCACUGCAGCAGCAUCAUCAUCAGCUGCGACGACGACAGCUGCACAAGCAUCAUCCGCUUCCACAGUGGGAGGCCGCCGUAAGACGGCUGCCAGUACAGAAGCCUUGACAGAUAUUACCGCGAAUAGAAGAGUAACCCGAACAUCACCUUCACGUGUAACACGCACAUCACCGGUCAGACGUACACGUACCUCUCCAGCCCGUUCAUCUAGGCCACGUUCAACAAUACCCACUGUAACUGUUAUACCCGUUACGGUGGAAGCCCGUAGCGAAAAAGAAGCUGUCAAGGAAAAGGAGUCUUUGUUUCAGGCAAACCUAUCCCAUACCAAUUUGCCUGCAACACUAACCACAAAUACUGCAACAAAGGCUCCAAAUCGUGCAACGACAACAACAACAUCAUCGGUACAAAGUACCUAUCAAAGUUCGACAACUAUACAAACCGUUGAGAUACGUACCUCCAGUGGUGAACAAUCAUCGGAUAUAGCCAAGCUGACAGAUUAUUUACGACGAUCCGUAUCGAAGACAUUCUCUUUGGGUGGUGCUGGCGGAGAUGAGAGACGUGAGGGUUCAUAUACACCCAGCCAGCGUACAGAUGGCGAAAGUCGUUACAGCCGUUCGGUGUCACGUUCCGUUUAUGAUGGUGAAGGUGGUGGUGGACGUUAUUCAAAGGCGGCGGAAUUUUCCGAUACAGAGGAAACAAAUGAACGUGACGAUGUCAUCCAUGAAGAAGAUGAAGGUGCUGCUGGAGGUUAUUAUGAAGAUGUGCCGGAGGAGGAGAGAAAUUUCAAAAGUUUUAAUGCCAACAAUGCCAAGACCAGCAGUUCGGCAUUUUGCCGCAAAUUACCAAUACCCAGUGAAUUUGGUGGUUGGUUGGGCGUUACUUUGUUAAUGGUAUUCGCGCCCCUUGUGGUCUAUUAUUUACAAUGGACUUGCAGUGAUCGUAAAUGUGAAUUUAAAAUACCGAACUAUAAUGCCCUAUUGGAUACAAAUAGUUGGUUAUCAAACAUUUUCGAUCUCGAAGCAGUGGGUGUGUUUUUGGCCUUCAAUUUUGGUGUAUUCAUAUUAUCAGCUGUAUUAUUUGGCCGUGGAGUGCGUUUACCGGGUUCUAUAGAAUAUAAAUUUAAUCUACUGCCCAUGACUGCUGUCCUCUCCGUGGCCUAUGCUGUGGCCAUAUAUUUGCAAUAUCCAGUGGCCGAUUUUAUUAUCAAGAAUUUCCAACGUUUUGGCAUUUACGGCCUAUUGAAUGCCUAUGUAUUGGCUUUGUGGGCCUAUUACCGUUCGGAUUUGUUGAAGCAGCAAGAUUCCCAAUGUAACAUCUAUGCCAAAUCCGGUAAUUUCUUGAUUGACUAUGCCUUGGGUAAACAACUCAAUCCCAAAUGGUUGGGAUUGGUCGAUUUUAAAUUGGUAUUCUAUCGUGUUUCAUUGUUGAGCACUUACCUCUAUGUGGUAUCACUGCUGUACAAGAAUAUCCAAACCCCCUGGUUACCCAAGGAAGUGGAAGGUGUGCCGGAGGUGAUUUCAUAUUUUGUGAAAAACUUAAAAUUCGAUACCACUUCCCUGCUGUGUAGUGGCCUGCUAUUGUUCUAUGUUUUGGAUAACAUACUCUUUGAACAUCAUUUGGCUUCGUCGUUUGAAAUGCAAGGUGAAGGAUUUGGUUGCCUACUGCUUCUACGUUAUGCUGCCACUCCUCUGUUAUGGACUUCAGUGGCAAAAUAUUUUGCCGAACAUCGUACACCCUUGAAAUGUCAAUUUGCCAUUUAUAUACCCAUCCUGCUGCUGUUAGUUGGUUUAUCUUUGAAACGCUUUAGCAAUGCGAUUAAAUAUAAAUAUCGUGUCCAACCGAAUCAUCCACAUUUUGCGAACAUCGAAACCAUACAUACCUUCCAGGGAAGACGUUUGCUAUUGGGUUCCCUGUGGGGUCGUAUACGUCAACCCAAUUAUUUGGGUGAUAUUUUAUGUUUGGUGGCAUUGGCUCUUCCCCUGGCCGUGGACUUUGUGUGGCCACCAUUGAUUAGUUUACUCUUGAUUGUGGCCAUUCUCAUUCAUCGUUGUUUCCGUGUUAAUGCACGCAAUUCGGCACGUUAUCAUUCGUCGUGGGUACGUUAUCGUAGUAUAGCACGUAACUAUUUAAUACCGAAAAUAUUUUAA